GUGAAGGCAAAGAAGGAUGAGUUCCCAGGACAAAAGGAGCAGGAUCUGGAUUACCUGGCACCUUUUCUUAUCCAAAUUGGCAGCCCAGAGAAAAUAACCAAAAAGCAGGCCCUCCGCCUCCGGGACGACUGCCUGAGUGAUUUUAAGAAUCGUCUGGUUUCUAAGGCCAACAUCAUCCAAGCUCAUUUUGAAAAGGAGGUAGAAGAGCUGCAGAAGAAGAACCAGCAGUUUCAGGAAAAUCAGAAUCAGCUCAGCGAGAAGGAGGAGGCUGACUUCCUUGCUGGUUACUCUGAAACCAUGUUCCGUAUCCACAUUCUGGCACUAAGACUCAACAGGGAAAAGCAGACAGCACCACAGAAGUACCUUGCUCUUGAGGAGAAACUGUGCAAAGACCCUCGCCUAGCAGAGCACCUCGGUCAUGCCUGAUGGCUUCUUUUUCCUUCAGAUCAGACACGGGAAAUUAGUGCUGAAGUCUGUUAAAAGCAGC
Molecule: messenger RNA, 487 nt
Organism: Centrocercus urophasianus (Greater sage-grouse)
Lineage: Eukaryota; Metazoa; Chordata; Aves; Galliformes; Phasianidae
Product: dynein regulatory complex subunit 7-like
Exons: 3
Biological process (GO): flagellated sperm motility
Cellular component (GO): motile cilium
Source: RefSeq, a predicted model, not a curated record